CUUAUAGCUACUUGCUUGUGCAAAGGGGUGAAUUUAAAUUUACUUUAUAUUGCUUUGCUUGGAUCUCUCCAUUGAUGUUUAUGACUGCAAUUGAUCAGUCUGUUAUUGACACAAGUUCGUCCAGUGCGUAUUGCCUCGAUAUUGCUUAAAUUCACAAGCUUUCUAAGUAAAGAUGGAUAGUGGCUUGCAGUGGAAUCUAAGACGCGCGUUUUGUUCUACUUGGGAGUCAAUGGGAAGAUACAAGCAAAACAAUACCAAGUGAAUUUAAAUAGUAUAAUUUUUUAAAUUAUUAUUGUUGAUUAAUCAUACUUAUUUUUAUCGUUUAAUAUUUCGUUUUUGUUUUUUAAUCUAUCCAUUUCUUGUUGUUGUAAAGGGAUAAUUCAACAAAGAUAUAAUUCAGUUUUUAUUUCAUUGUCAUUAUAGUCUAUUAUCAUUUAAAUAACUGAGAGUAAUACAUAGUUAUUUCAUUAUCGAUCUAUUAACUUUACAGGAAUCGAAUGUAAAAUUUAUGCACAAAUAGCUAUGACGAAUUACAAAUAAAUAAUCAAUAAAAUAUAAUGAAAAUUAAACAUUUCAAUAAACAAUUUAGUUUAAAAUCUAUUAAUACAACAGGAAAUAUUGAUAGAAUUGAAUUUACCUCAAUGUAUUCUGGACCACCAUUUGCUAUGGCUAGUAGACAAAUUGAAAAUGGUUUAUUAGAUUGUAAAGAAUUAUUAGAUUCAAAAAUGUUUUAUAAUAUAACCAAUUCAAUAAAUAAUAAUUGUGGUACUACUCCUCCUACUACUACUACUAAUAAUAAUAGUAAUAAUAGUAACAAUAAUAAAGGUUAUCUAUCAUCUGGAAGUAAAUAUGAAUGUUACCAUCCACUUAUAUCAUCUAAUGAAGAACAAGUUUAUAAUGAUAAUAAUAAUUUAAAAUCUUUAUCAAAACGUAAAUUAUUAACAAAACAAUAUAAAACAAUCGAUGUACUAAUGAAACCUUCUACAAAUGAUGAAUUAACAUCCAUUAAAACAUCGAAUAAAUCUGUAGCAUUGAUUGAAUGUGGAAAUUAUAAAUUAGAUACUAUAGAUAAUGUAUAUCAUGAACCUGAAUAUAUACAAAUGAAAACUAAAAUGAAAUCAAUCUUUGACAAUUUAUUACAUAAUAGAUUAUAUCCAUGUUGUAAAUCAAAUAUGAAUUCUAAUUUAUGUGCAAAUUUAUCUGAUUAUAUACAUGCAAAUAAUAGACGUAAACAAAUGAUCAUAGUGAUUAUUGUAUUAUCGAUUUUAUUAUUGAUUAUUAUUAUUAUUACUAUGAUAAUAUUGUAUAAAUUAUAUGAUGAAUCAUCAAUCACUUCAUAUACAUUGCCGAUAUCAACAUCAUCAUCAAUAUCAUCAUUAUCACCAUUACGAUUAUCAUCUGAGUUAUUCAAUCUAGAACCAUUACAGUCUACAUUGUCUACAUCAUUAAAACGAAUACCAAAUUUUAACAAACAACUUAAUACAUCUAAGGUUUCACCGACUAAUCCCAUUGAAACUAAUAAUAAUAAUAAUAUUAGCAGUCAUGAUAACAGUAGUAAUAAUAGUAGUAUAGAUCAAAAAUGUAAAAUACAAAAAUUUUGUUUAAAUAUUAGUUGUUUACAAAUUGCCUCAAUUUUAGCUGAACGUUUAGGACGUUAUAAUCGACCGAAAAUUAUCAUAAAUCUAUUAAAUAAUCAAUGUUCAAUGGAAGAUAUUGAUGAAAUUAUUAAAAUAUUUUAUAUUGGUGAUGAAUUCCACUUAGCAACUCAUGAAAAUAGUUUAUAUAAAUUUAAACAAAAACGUUUAUCCACAUUAUGGUCAUAUGUUAUGAAUGAAUUACAAGGAUAUAUUAUAGAAGAUAAAAAACGUCCAUUGUUUCUAUGGAUAGAAAAAUUAGCUUAUCUAUUUCAACAUUUAAUUGAUCAGCAUAUAUAUAAGAAGAAUAUAACAAAUAUAACUAUGACAAAUACUACAACUAUGACGGUUAAUAGUACUGAUGAUCAUAGAAGUACCAAUGUAGAUCAUAGUGACCAUAAAACGUUCAGGCAUAAUAAGGAUAAAGAUAUUGAUCAUGAUAAUUUAUUAUUUAAAUCAUCCAAUAAUAAUAAUAAUAAUGAUCAAAAGAAACAAUCAAUAAUUCAUGGAAAUUCCAGUGUAAUCUAUCAUCCCAUUCAAUUGAAUAAAACUAGAUUAAUUCAACCUAUUUUAACUAAUAAUGAAGUAUAUUCAUCAUUUAUAAGUUCAACAAUGAAAAUGAUUCAACCAAAUGAAUUAGAAACAACUAUUAAUAUGUCAUAUAAAACAGAAUUAGAACAAUUAAAUGAUUUAUUACAAUUAGGGAAUAUUGCAUUUCAUGGAUUAGACAAUGUUCUUAUCAAUGUUCAACUAAAUUUACGUGUACCAUUAUUUUUUUCUGCAUGGAUUGAACGUUCUCAUACUCCUGGUUUAAUGGACUCACUUAUACCAAUGUUGGAUAAUUGUGAACAACCAGAAUUACCAACGUAUGAAGAGUUGGAAAAUUAUAUUACAGAUAAAUCGAAAUCUUUUGUAACUUCCUCAUCGUCAAGAUUAUUCAAUACAUCACCUCUGGAUAACUUAGCAUCAUCAUCAUCGUCGUCAACACCGUUUCUAUGGAAUCGUGUUCAUGAAUUACGUAACUACAUUCAUCAUUUUGGCAAAUUAGCUUGGAAAGCAAGAUAUUCAAAUAUUCCGGACCAAUAUCUUUCUGAUGGAUCAUCUAAAUAUCUAAAUUUUUCUGGAGUUCUACCUGUUUUAUAUAAACUUCAAAAGUUAAAUCAUCAUAGCCAAAUCAAUAGAACAAAUGCUCACAAAAUGACUAUACGUGAAUUAAUGCAAAUUACACAGCAUACUAUCAACUUUCCACGUUAUCUGGGUAAAUUAACUUCACGGAAUCAUUUGACUAUAAUGCCUAGAGAUAUGCAAGUAUGGGUUACUAAUAUUGACUAUUAUGAUAAAUUGGGUCGAGCGUUACAACAAACAUCGUUCAGCGAGUUACAAGACUACAUUACAUUUGCAAUACUUCACAAAUAUGGAGGAUACGUUGAUCAAGAAACUGCACAAUUAAAGAAUAAAUUUCUAAAACCAUAUGCAGAAAGCCUUGGAAUUGAUCAAGUUUCUUAUUGGCCAUUUUUGUUAGAUUUAGCUUCACCAGGAUUACAACAAAUUCUUCAAAGUCAAUGGAGUUCCAUUCAACUCAGUCAUGGAAUUAAACAAUUUCAGAAUGAAAUUUUAACUCCUGUACAAUCGAUAAUCAUUAAGUUGUUAAAUAGAUCAAUGCCUGGAACAACAAAAUGUUAUCAGUUAUUAAAUAAGAUAAGUAGUAUGAAAAUUCAACUCAUGUCAUACAAUGGUCAUGAUUCGAUGGGAGAUUUUUAUUCCGAGUUAAAAAUUCAAUCUAAACAAAGUCUUUUAAUACAAUUAGUUCAAUUUAAUAAUUUUUUAUCACAAAAAGCAAUAUCUACUGAUUUGUCUGCAUUAAUUCCAGAUCUUGGUCUUAGUUCCGGAGGUAGUAAACUUUUUCAAUAUAUCCACAAUUCUAAUAUAUUGGAAAUCUCACUUCUAUUAUUACAAUGGCCUUAUUUUAUGCCAGAUUUAUCAAUACCCAGAUAUUUAAAUUUUGGAUAUUUAUGGUAUUCAGUGACAAAAAUUAUAUCAGUUUUACUCACCAAUGAGAGAUGCUUGGAUGUAAGCAUUUUCUAUCAAGGUGAACAUGAUGAAUAUGACCAAUAUGUACGGAAAUUCCUCCUGGAUUCAAAGUUCAUGGAUCAAUGGCUAACAUGGUCUAAAACACCAAAAGUCUUUCAAUCAAUUUUAGCUAUUGAGAUCACAGGUCGAAUAUACAAAGAUUAUUUAUCAAUCAAUCAUAAUCAACCAGAUUCUAAUUUACCAGGAAUAUUUCUUACACAUAAAGAAUUAUUUUACCAGUGGAUAUUUCAACUAAUCUGUCCUGGAUUCGAUUAUGCUAAUAUUAUAACGCAUAAUAAUGUUCUACUACAUAGUAUAGAAGAAUGUGAUGUAAUUCGUACAGCUUUGAAAUUAUCACCGACAUUUAGAUGGUUUAUGGAAUGUUCAUGAAAAGAACUCAACAACAAAACUUAUUUUUAUAUAUUCAUUAAAAAUCUAAAGCUUCAAUGGAUGGAUGGAUGGAUGGAUAUCUAACCACAACAGAAAUUGUGAAUAAUAACUUUCUAGUAAAAAAAAUAUAUCAUUAUAUUAUCAUGAUUCUGAUUUGAAAAAACAUUGUAAUAUGAAAUUCACAUCAAUCAACUUUCGAGACCAAGUUGGUCACAUUCAAAUCCUUCCUACCCAUAACAGCACACGACUGACUUUGAACUAAUCAUGUAUUGUAUUCAUCCAUUAAUUUUCAGGCUAAUAACAAUUAAUGGUACAAGUUUAUAGUGAAAUCAAGUUUCUAUUAUCAAUUCAGUUGGUCAUAGACUUGUAAGAAAUAUGAUAUUUAAAAAAAAACCCAAGAGAUUAUAAUGAUUUAAAGUGAAAGCAUCGUUGAAUCAUUCAAUUCAAUAUUAUUGAUUAAUUGGAUUAGAUUAUAAUUGAUUUUUUCUUUUUGGAACUGAAAUUCAAUCAGUUUACCAUGAUAUAAUCAAUAAAAUCUCAAUUGGAUUUAAUUGAACAAUGUUAAAAUAAAGUCUUAACUUUCUUAAGGUUUGUCUUCAUGAAAGAGUAAAUAUAUGUGAAGAAUCCGCUAAUCGUAUCACAUGCAUCUAUCAUUUAUCUUGCAAACAAUUGAAAGCAAUCCAAUCUAAGGCUUUGUAAAUUUAUUUUAAAAAUUUCAUAUACAAGUCUACCAAACAGAAUCAAUUCAAUAGUUCAUUUUCUUCUUGAACAAACAAACAAACAAACAAUAAGCUGCUAACUACUUGGAACUUAAAAAUUAGAAUAUUCUAUAUUUUAAUGUGUAAAUCAGUAGUAUAAAAAAGUUUCACUUUUCCUCAGACAAAUUCCUUGCAUAAUGAUUUCAUUUAUGUCUAUUAGUAUCACAAUAGAAAGAACAUUGUAUAUAUGAAAACGAAAACAAAGAAUUCGUUACAUAUUAUUAAAAACAAAAAAAAUUCGUCUAUUGUAUUAAAUAUAUGAUGAGGAAUGUAUGCAUAUUCUUUUACUGUCUGUUCUGUCUCAAGAUAGUUUAUAGUAAUUCCGAAUGAUGUACAAUAGAAAGAUUCUUCUUAGAAAAUUAACAUUAAUCCCCUAAACACCAUUAAAGAGAGAACUAAAAUAAAGAGAUCAAUUUAAUAUGAUUAGUCGGGGUUGUAAUAGAACAACUCUAACAUUUUGACAUAUAGUAAAUAUAGCAAACUAAAUACGAAAACGACCAACUGCUUAGCAUUAGAUAUAUUGUCAACAUCAGAACUUCCACUUCAGUAAACUUUAUAUUGAAAUCAUUCGGUAAUUCUGAAGUUAAUUAUCAAUUGGAGUUCAGUGGAAAA
Molecule: messenger RNA, 5464 nt
Organism: Schistosoma haematobium
Lineage: Eukaryota; Metazoa; Platyhelminthes; Trematoda; Strigeidida; Schistosomatidae
Exons: 17
Coding region: 558-4094 (1178 amino acids)
Biological process (GO): proteolysis
Molecular function (GO): metallopeptidase activity
Source: RefSeq, a predicted model, not a curated record